Molecule: messenger RNA, 3078 nt
Organism: Symbiodinium necroappetens
Lineage: Eukaryota; Dinophyceae; Suessiales; Symbiodiniaceae
Source: the annotation of a GenBank genome assembly
AUGCGUUCUGCCUUGACCUUCGCCUGCGCAGUCGAUCCCCACCUGCCGGAGGUUCGGCAUGUGGAGGAGACAUUCAAGAGCAUGAUGCGGUUCCCUCGUAACAUCAAGCUGCAUGAUCUUCUCCAUGCAUCCGAGGCAGACCUGACGCAAGCUGAUCCCAAGCAGCUUGGUUUGGACCUUGCCACGGACGGCACACUGCCAUCUAUUCAGGACGAUGUGAGGUUCGGUGUCCGCGACGACACUGCUGAACGAGUCCUUUCGUUGCUGGGGAACAAGACUCAGCUCAAUUAUCGCAAAGGGGUCACCUACGCCAGAGUUGCAAUGGAAACCAUCGGACGCAGCGACUUCAUGCUCCCGACGCUGCUACAGACCCUGAUGGCGGAAGUCAGGUUCUUCAGGGGGGAGAAGGCAUUCUGCUCGCGUUCAAUACCGGAGCUGCUAGCGGCCCAGUCCCGUGACAGAGAAGCCUUGCUGGGGCGCUUUGACGUCAUAGCAGCCCCUGUGCGUGCAGACUAUAGUGACAAGUUCGUGCCCUUGACUAAAGCCACACCGGCCGUGCAGUUCUUUGGGAACGACCUGAAAGAGCCGAUCGGAGGUCCUGGAUGGUUCUGGAUUUUUCAUGCCGCAGCAAUCAACAUCGGAGAGAGUGAGGCAGCGGAUGAUUUCCCUGAGUACUCCGUGCCACCAGAUCCCUCCUACAGAGGGCGUCGUGGGCAUAAUCGCUGGCUAGAUGAGGAUCGCUAUGUCUCUGACAUGGGGCUUUUGUGGCAUCGCGUGUUACACGCUGCUAGCCACAUGGGAAUUGAGGAUAUGAUUCUCUUCCCGUUCGGAAUGGGAGCAUUUCUGCGAAAUUUGCACAAACUGGACAACAGAUAUUCUGAUGCUGCUGCCAUGCGAGGUCUGCGCUACAGAAUAGCAAGUGCUUUGUUCGAUGCAGCUGUGCUGCUGUGUCUGGAAGAUCAAGCAGAGACGGGACCGAAGGUCCAAAUGCGUCUGCACCUCUGUCUGGUCGACUGUUCGCUUGAGAGCCGCUCCAACCACAACGUAUUUAUCGAGGCAGCAGCAGCCAAGGUGGCGCAAAGCCCCGCUCUCGCUGCGGCUCUGCACUUCCACCGCAAUUGUGAUGCGCUGGAAUUGGCACGGCAGUUGGCAGAGAAGAUGCCUUUGUCUGGCCGGGCAGAGUUAGAUGUCGCGGUUCGUAAAGUCGGUCUCCUGAAUGGUGCCAACAACAAGCAGCUGGGAAAUCAUUGGUUCGGUCACGGGGCAAGGAGUGCUAUCGAUGAGAACCUGCACCGUCGAUCCGGCGCAAUGUGUGCAUCAUCUUUGCUAGUGAACUUGUCGACUGAGCCACGGUUUAGGAGUGCGGAGGAGCUUGCCACCCAUGUUCAUGCGACUGGUGGGAAAUGUAUCGACUUGUUACCAUUCCCCGUCAAGACGGGAAAGGCACGUUCAGGAAGUCGCAUCGUUGCCAAAGUGAGGGUGGUGCCUUACGGCAUUCUGGGUUCCCAGUUGUCUCAUGGCCAAUUGAGAGUGGCAGCAGCCGAACCGGGUGCGGGAGAGGUGGUCGUUGAUCCUGCUGGCCUGCCUUACAUAAGAAGUGGACCCUCCGGUGCUGGAGGCGCAUCAGGUCAGCUCUACAAAUGGAUCGGUAUAUCCAGCCACUUCCCGCAGAGCGUACAAGAUGCGAUCACGGAGUCAUUGCAAGCCAAGUUCUGUUCCUAUGACAAUGGCCAAAAAAAUGUCAUCCAUGUGGUCGGGCCCGAUUUUCGAUCGAGGAGAAGCAACAUCUGGGCAGAUGCAGUCGAUGAGUUAGCGAAGGCCUAUGCCUCGACUCUGAAGGAGUUCGCAGGCUGCGAGCUUCCGCGCCUGCGGCUGCUGCCCAUCUCCAGCUCCAUCUUCGCGGGGCCCUUCGAGAAGGACAUGCCGGAGAUGACCGUCCAGGCUGUGAGGAGCUGGUUCUGGGGAACGGCACCGGAGAGCAAAGCAUCUGCGUCGCCUUCCUUCGAUGCAGAUCUCCUGGAGCAUUGGCUUCACUUCAAGCACGUCGUGGAUCCUGUGAAGAGUGGUAUUGCUGACAUGCAGGUCUCUGCAUGGACACGCCCUCGCGAAGUGCCAAAGAUUGAGAACUUGACUCUUGCAGCCUAUCGUGAGGAGUAUGAGGGCCAGAUCCCCAUCGUCUGGCAAGGGGCAUACAAGAACGCGAGCUGCUUGGAAGACGGAUGGGUUGAGAAGGCUCUGAUGCGACCCUUCGGCAAAGAGCGCGUCGUCUUCGUGGGCUUCGGGAACAAAGAGGAGCGGGUCAUGUCCGCCAAGCUUGAGACGUUUUUGCGCCACAUCAACACGAACAGCCAGGAUGCAUGGUCUUACAUACAAGAUUCCUACUUUCUCCACAGACACCCUGAGCUCAUCGGCGAGUGCCCUCCAAUGCCUUUGGUGCUCCAAAACGAGGACCAGUUUGCUUUGAUGCCGGCAAAGCUCGUGCCGCACAAUGCGACCCUUCUCUGGGGAGGACGCUACUCCAGGUCAAAGCUUCAUGUUGACUUGUACAACUGGACCGGCACGAAUUUGGUCCUUCGUGGAGAGAAGUUUGUGCGACUGAUACCACCAGGAGGCCACGAUGAGAAGCUCAAGGUGGCAGUUCGAUCUUGUGGCUCUGCGAUGGAGUGUGUGAACUACGAAGCCGCAGUCGACCUGUUCGAGGGCGCACCGCAGGGUGUGCCGCUGUGGGAAACAAAGCUGGAAGCCGGAGACUUGCUGCUGAUUCCUUCUGGCUGGUGGCACCAGGCCGUGAACCUAGGGAAUACCCUGGCCAUUGCAAGCGGUUUGAUAACGCCGCGGAGUGGCUCCUGGUCCGCCGUAGCGGAGGUUGUCAGAUUCCACAGCAAGGUGCAUCCAAACUGGACAUGGGGCAGGCUGCCAUCACCUCCUACACCCAACGCAAAGCUCACAAAGGAAGAAGCAACGCGGAUUUUCCGCAGGUUUAUCAAUUCCCUGCCAGAAGGUGUGUUCAAGGCCGCAGACAAAUGGCGUGCUGAAGCAAAGAACCUCCAAAGAAGCCAUCGUCGAGAGGAGUUCUGA